Messenger RNA from Ceraceosorus guamensis, 626 nucleotides. RefSeq lists its product as hypothetical. The transcript has 3 exons. Bases 152 to 547 code for a protein of 131 amino acids. NCBI's taxonomy places the organism in Eukaryota, Fungi, Basidiomycota, Exobasidiomycetes, Ceraceosorales, Ceraceosoraceae. Gene Ontology annotation, biological process: mitochondrial respiratory chain complex IV assembly. Gene Ontology annotation, cellular component: mitochondrion; mitochondrial inner membrane. The record is from RefSeq and is a predicted model, not a curated record.
AUCGAGUCCAAGUACGACGACGACUAUUCACAUUCAAGAUUCCAGUCCGCCACAGUUCAGCAUCGCGCCAUCGCGCUUCUCCUCCCUCCCUAGCGGACAUUCAACUCGAGCUGAUUUGCACCCGCUUUCAACUUUCACACUUCACAUCAACAUGGCAGGGCCCAAUUUGGAACUGUUCAAAUUCGGUUUGUACCUCUUCUUCCCUCUUGCUGUCAUGGUGCACUAUGGAGAUCCUCAGUGGUACGCUGAUCAUGUCAGGCCCAUCCGAGACCAAUUCUGGCCGAGAGCAGAGACGCUUUACAGACCACCGAAAGAGUCGAGCGAGCUUCGAGAAGAGAUCAGAUUGAUGAGGGAGCAACGGGGAUUGCCAGCCAGGACGAGGAGGGAUGGAGCUGCGCAAAGCACAGAGAGCCGGACUGCAGCGUUGCGUGGAUCGCCAUUGGCAGACGUCGUGUUGCGGGAAAGGAGGGGUUUUGCGAAUGAUGCGGGCGUGUUGCAUGCGACGAGGAGAUGGCCGGUGACGGGUGAGGGGAAGAGGUGGGUGUGAUCAAGGGACAAGAAGAGCGCGUGCGUGCUUCUGCACAAGACGUCAACACCGCUGUACGAAUAGGAUGCAUUGCGAGGAU